AUGAGCGGACGAGGCAAGCGAAACGCGAGAGGUGCUCCUGCAGAGGAGCGACCUGUUAAGCGUGGUCGUACGACCAACGAUGACCCUUGGGAGAAGGCUCUCGAUGCAGCAGCUCAUAUGCUCGAGGAGUAUCCUCCUGUGGAGAUUCGAGAUACGGAUGGAAUCGUCGCUCAAUUCCUGAAAGCCUUGCCUGAAGGCUGGACGGAGGACGACGAGGAAACCGUCACCAAGAUGUGGGAUGAUUCUGGGCUGAAGGCCAAAACUGCAAGCUUCAGCAAUCCUCACAGUGCCCCUCUUCUGAAUGUAUGGAAGACUUCCUUCCGUCUGUUUCAAAGACCCCCACUGGGCCUGGUUGGUGUUACAGCUGCGAUGCGAUACCAGCCAAUGACCACUCACAGUCGGAGUCGUCCACACAUACCUUCAACCAAUUUCUGUCUGGCACUCUCAAAGCUGCUGGUGCAUCCAAUCUGGACUGGGUCCUUUCGAAGGGUCACCGGAGCGUUGCAAUAUGCGAUCAUUUGUCGCACAGGCGAUUACAGGGCCUUGAACCGUAUAUCCAGCAAGGCAGAGGAGUGUCUAGCUCUCAAUAGUCUAAACCAGGGGAUAUUAAAGUACAGACAUACCAGUACUCCACAUCCUCUGCACAAAAUGCAUCGCGUCGUAAGAGAUCAAGCGCGCACAAAGGGAAAAGAAAUCUCCCCGUGGUCCGAUUUCCUCUUCCACAGCGGUGAGACACUCGAAAACGAUACUUCAAAACGUCCACCGAUUUUGGAAGAGUUCACGGAUUUCAUGGGUGUCAGAGUUCUGCCUCUCACGCUAUGGGAUGUUGAAAUGGUCACCAAAGCUCUUGGCUCAAUGGGUAACAUUGAAACAGAGUAUCGUAUGUCAGUGGAAGAUGCUUUCAAAGCCUGGAAUGAACAGAAAUCCGACCGAGAAAGACCUUCCAUGACCCAGCUCCCUGAUCUAUACGAGGCCUUCUACAAAGAAGCCUUCCGUGAGGUCGUUUCAUUUUUGAAAGGCCAGUCUCAACCUCAGACUGGCGAUAGCGGAAGUGAAGACGAUCUUCCUGAGUCUCCUAUCCAUGGUCAGAAUGAGGAAGAGAUGGAUGUUGACUCUGAACGCUCAUCGUCUUUCUUCGAAGAGGACAAUAGGGAUAUAACCAUGAGCGAUGGCGAUCUUCUAACCAUGAGCGAUGACGAUCUUCUGCCACCUGAUGAGGAUCAGGAUGAAAGCGAGUCCUCACAAGAGGAUGAUGCUUCUGAGUCUCUAGGCUAUGAAAUUGAAGGUCCAGCCAUGGACAAUGGCGAUAUUCCCUUUGUCCCUGGAGCUGAUGAGGGUGGAGGCAUGAUUGAUGCUGAAACCCAACUCGAGGGACUUGGUCAUAUGGAUGUCGGUACGCUUAGCGAACCUGAGGUUUACAACCGGGAAAUCUCCCCAACACCUCAAGAGUUAGCUAUGCCUACAGGCCCUCCACGCCCCCCACGCGUGCCUGUUCUGAGUGAACUUUCUCCCCGUGGCGACUAUGGAAUCAUUGUACGCCUAGAAAGAGAGAACAGAGAGCUGAGGGACGCGUUGAACAAGGCACAAGAGGAGGUUCAGAAAUCCGAAGAGAGGAAUCAGAGGCUCCAACGGGUCCAUGAACGUGAAAUCGAGUGUCUUGAAAGGACGAUCAAUAACCAGACCAAUAUGAUCGAGUCUCUGGAUGAAAGUCGCAGGGACUCACGAAACGGUCUCGAUCCAACUGCCACACAGAGCGACCCGGUCUUGAUAUAUCUGGGGCGUCAAGUCAGAAGACAACGUGAUGAAAUCGAGGAAGGUCGACAGAAUCUGACCAGAGUUGAAUCCAGAUUCGAGAGCAGAAUGAAUCUUCUUGAACGUGAAGUCAUGACGCAACAGCUAGAGUCUGGUCGUCUCAUUGAGUCCACAGAGCUAGACUCUAACUUGGUUUCCCCUGGCUCUGGGCGGGCUCCCAGUGCCAUGAGAGACUCACCCAUGCAAGGUGAUUAA
This is a messenger RNA of Fusarium coffeatum, 2007 nucleotides long. RefSeq lists its product as uncharacterized. NCBI's taxonomy places the organism in Eukaryota, Fungi, Ascomycota, Sordariomycetes, Hypocreales, Nectriaceae. The record is from RefSeq and is a predicted model, not a curated record. Bases 1 to 2007 code for a protein of 668 amino acids. The transcript has a single exon.